Molecule: messenger RNA, 2519 nt
Organism: Vicugna pacos (alpaca)
Lineage: Eukaryota; Metazoa; Chordata; Mammalia; Artiodactyla; Camelidae
Source: RefSeq, a predicted model, not a curated record
ACUCAUCUGGGAUACAUAUAUUUUGAUUAAAUUGAUCAGAUUUCUAUUUACAGGAUAGACUUUUUCACCAUGCUGAAUACAGCUGUGUUUACAGGCAUUUGUAGACGAAGAAGAAAACAAAACCCUGCAAUCAGUCCCAGGAAAGCACAGAGCACUCAGAACUUCAAGGAGUUAAAGCUGAGGAGGGCUGCUUUCACAGUAACAGGAAAAUUCUGCAGGCAGCUGCUUUGGCCAUGCUCUCUAGCUCGUCAGGAAAUGGGUGUUGAGCUGAAGCUGAGAAUACAAGCUGCAAUCAAGCCCGAUCCAGCAAAGUGACAGACUUCCUGUGUAAAAUGGUCAGAAAUCUCUCCUUUUCUUCUGUUUCUACAUGCAUGCACAUGCAUUUAAUUCCAUGCUGCAAGGCUGCUCUUUUCUCCGGGGACACUGGUACAGUCACCUAGCCCAUCAGUUUCUUCCCUGACAGCACCGGGAACAUCCAGACUACAAUUUACAGUUCCUCCAUCCAUGUACUUGGUUAUAAAUUAUGCCAUCCUCCCUAGAAUGAGAAUGCAGAGCGAGCGGCAGAAAAACACAACGGCAUUCGGCAUCUCCUCUUUCUUCUCAGGCGCUCCCUCCUCUGCCUCUCUCCAACUCUGCCUCGUUGUCAGGCAGGCAAACACAUCAGAUACCUGGUUUAUCCAUCUUCAGCUCCACUCUCAGGUAAAAUGCCACCAUAUCUCGGCACAGGUUGUCCCCACAGACUCAUCCCCGGGAGAAGCCCGAGCUGAGUGUGUGUGGCGGGGGCUGAGGCUGCGCUUGCCCGGCAGAGGACCGGUGGGCAUCGGAUGGGUAGUGCUCCUCCUAACUUCCCCUUCCCCGGUCCUUGGCGCUGUCUAUCCACCCCACCCCGGGUCUUCUGCUGCGUCACCCUGUCCUCCAGUCCCCUCGUCCGGCUGCGAGGGGACCCUGGCCAGAGCUCCACCGGCAGGUCCUCCUCCCGCACUGCGUAGACCAACGAUUCCAGGUUGGGGUGCACCAUGGCGAAGCGGAGGCCAGGAGACAGCAGGCGCAGCGCAGGUAACCAGGGGAAGCUUGGUGUGCCCACAGCGAUGCAGCCCUGGAGCUGUGAGGAAAGACGGUCUGGUCUGGCUUCAGAAUGAGAAGAAGGAAAAAAAAAAAAAAACGGAAAGAAACACAAAACAGCGCAGCUCAGCGCCUGCGGGGGUAGAAAAAAAAAAAAAACAGACACAAAUCGUAAAAAAAAAAAAAAAAAAAGCAAGAGUUAAAAUCAAAUUUCCAAAAAAAAAGAAAAAAAAAAACAUAGAUCAGAGGACUUCAUGCGACUUUUAUUUCUGACGUUUCUGGGUUUAUUGGCCUCCCCGCCCCCUCCAAAAUCUCUUCUGCCCCUGAAAGAUACUGCCCAUGAGUUGCCGAGUCACAAAGGCUUUUGCUCCAAAGUACUGCAGACCCAGCGUCACAUGAGAAGCCACAUGACAACUGGAGUCGGCUGCUGAUGUGGUCAACUAUGUUGCCGAGGCAGGGGGAGCAGGAGGGAGACAAACAUUAAGCGAGACACGCUGCCAGGAAGAAAUUUCCUUAAAAGAACAAUGAGGAAAAGGCAUCUCUGAAGAAAUGCCUGGGAAUGCCCAUAGACUUUUAUACAUGCACACUUACUAAAGAGACCAUGGGUGCUUGGAGACAUUUUUGAGGAUGCUGUACCGCAGACACUAGCUGGAUGGCAGCAAUAUUAUUUCUAGUUUGUAUUAGCCAAAGCUGAUUCCACUUAAGUGGAUUCCUGAAAAGCACACACCAUGUCUUCAUAGCAUGAUCAGGCUUGGAAAACCAAUUCUAUUAUCUCUCCCUGCAAUCUGUAUCUGAACCUGCAUUCUGAAUAAUUUAUUUUUAGACUAAUACAAUGCUUGCCAAGACCGCUCCCUUUCUUCAGCGAGUGGCGCAGGCAGUAUUCACCCAAGUGGGAGAAGCUCGUCCCGUUGUAGGGAGAAGAGACGAGACGGUUUUCAUCAUUUUCAAAAAAUGCAAUUUCUUAUUUAAAGGCAUACAAACACAUAAUAAAGUUCUCCUGCAAAUAAGCAUUAAAAACAAGUGAAAUGUUUCUGCUUCGUUGAAUUGACAUGUCCCUUAUUUGCAGUCUGGCAUCUCAUGCUGGCAAAUGGUGGUGAUAUUUUUCUAACACUGCUCAGUGGCUGCACUAGAGCACAUGGAUACUGCUACUUCUCAGCAGGGCGAGAUCAAACAACUGCUUUCUGGAGCACUUCUCUGCAGAGGGACCGCAUUGCCAGGUAUGUUUUACUAGUUUCAUUAAGGCUUGUAGGAGAGAGACGGCCUCGGGGCCUUGGAGAUUUCAUCACUCAUCCUGGAAUCAAGUGAACUGCCUCGUUAGGACAUCCUGCCCACGAUGUGAGAGGUAUGUUUCUUUAGAAAAUUAGAUCAUGCCAGCUAACUAGAACCAGAGAAUCAUUAAACAGGUGGCGAAAACUGUCUGCAACUUGUCUUAUUCAACUGCAGACAUCAAGGUAAGU